Molecule: messenger RNA, 1497 nt
Organism: Plasmodium vinckei vinckei
Lineage: Eukaryota; Apicomplexa; Aconoidasida; Haemosporida; Plasmodiidae
Product: PIR protein CIR protein
Exons: 4
Coding region: 1-1497 (498 amino acids)
Source: RefSeq, a predicted model, not a curated record
AUGGCAAAUUCACCUUAUAUUAUUGAGGAUCUGUAUAAAGACAUUUAUACGACCAACGACUAUUUUGGGGAUAUUAAUGACCAAUUCAUAGUUAAAAAUAAUUACGAAUCAAUCCACAAUUAUUGUCAUUCCUGGUGGGACUCAGGAAAAGAAAAUUGUCAGAAUUAUAUCCAAUUGGCUAUUUGUGGUUUUAUUUAUUUGCUAACAAAUUUAAAGAAGUAUGGUUUAAAAAAUGAUAAACUUGUCGAAUACGCUAUUUUAUGGUUAAGUUAUAAACUAAAUGAAGCACCAAAAGAAUGUGACAUCAAAUUAAAUGAAUUUUAUACUAAAUAUAUAGAAAAAAAUGAUGAUUAUAAUAAAAAAAUAAAAGGUGAUGAAAAUAUGAUUUAUAAGGCAAUUAUAAAUAAAAAAAAAGAAUUAACGAAUAUUAGUGAACUAUCUAAAUUUAAUAACCUAUUUAAUAUUUUAUUUUUAUCCUAUUAUGAAAUUGAUGAUGAAUCUAUGUAUUGCGAUUAUUAUUCGUAUUAUCCUCAAGCGUUUGUUAAUAAAUUUAAAGAACUCAAUAAUGAUCCUAAGAAUAUAAAAUACAGUCUAUAUAGUCAAAUAUUGUCUACAUUAUCAGAUGAUUAUAAAAAUUUAAAAAAAUCAUAUGAUAGAUAUAAUUAUAAAUGUGGAACUUUUCCAGAUCUUCCAGAAUUAAACCCCAAAAGCCCUGUAGAAAAAUCUGGAAUAAAUUCUGAACAAACAUUGGGACAUUUAAUAGAUAAAUUUGAUUCAAAAUAUGAUAAACUUGCCGAAUACACUAUUUUAUUGUUAAGUUAUAAACUAAAUCAACAUUCAAAAUAUAGUAGCACCAAUUUAAACGAAUUUUAUACUAAAUAUAUAGAAACAAAUAAUGAUUAUAAUAUGGAAAUAAAUAAUAAUGGUCCGACUAGUAAGGAAAUUAUAGAUAAAAAAAAGGAUUUGAUCGAUAUGAAUACUAAUGAAAUAUCUAAAUUUAAUGUUCCAUUUAGUAUAUUACUUUUAUUGUAUAAUGGAAUUAAAAGCGACAAUCUGGAUUGCACAAAAUAUUCGAGUUCUGCUAAUAAUUUUGCUAGUAAUUUUGAAGAACUUAAUAAUGAUUCUAAUAUUAUUGGAAAUGCUUCAUUCAGAAAAUUAUUGUCUAUAUUAUCAAAUGAUUAUAACAAUUUAAAAAAUAAAUAUGGUAAUAAUGAUUCUUGCGAUUUUCCAUCUAUUUCACAAGUAAAUCUCCCAAAAAUAUCUGUAGGAAAUUCUGGAGAUGGUGGUGAACAAAUAUCUCUACAUACUCCUGAAGCUACAUCAUCAAGUUCGUCGAUAGCAAGCAAAUUAAUUCCAGGUUUAUCGGCAUUUGCAAUACCAGCUUUCUUGGGAAUUGCUUAUAAGUAUUCAUUAUUUGGAAUUGAUAAAGUAUUUCAAAGACAAUAUAUAAGAAACAAAUUAAAAAAAAUAAAGAAUAAAAUGAAACUUAAUAUAUGA